AGUGCUGGACAGAGGAAAACUGCAACGAGUGUGGCGUGUAAAUAUUGCGGCAAAACGCGAACUUACGAUUGAGCGCUGGCGAGGACCACACCGAGCACACCGGAAUCGCUGUCUACAAGCUCGCCUACGUCGAUUUUCCCGACGUCCGGCUCAAAACAACCUCGUGGUCACCAUGUCAUCAAAAUUGCCUUCUGUGCUCAACGCCAGCGAGGAUGACAUAAAGCUCCUGCUGGCUGCGCAAUCACACAUUGGUAGCAAGAACUGCGACAAGCAGAUGCGGAGGUCUGACGGUCAGUGGAUUCCAAACGAUGUCUGUGUUAUCUUUGCUCGCCCGUACGGGCACCGUGCCGUACUCAAAUACGCCGCAAAUACCGGCAUGCAAGCCAUCGCGGGCCGUUUCACGCCCGGGUCUUUUACCAAUUAUAUCACCCGCUCAUUCAAGGAGCCGCGUCUGAUUGUCGUUAUGGACCCGCGCGUGGACCACCAGGCAAUCCGCGAGGCAUCAUACGUCAACAUCCCCGUCAUCGCGUUCUGCGGCACCGAUGCGCCGCUGAACUUCGUCGACGUUGCCAUUCCAACGAACAACAAGUCACGUCACUCGAUCAGUCUGAUGUGGUGGCUCCUCGCACGCGAAGUUCUCUGCCUCCGCGGCACGAUCCCUCCCACUCCGGAGGGUUGGAACGUCAUGGUCGACAUGUACUUCUACCGCGAUCCCGAGGAGGUCGAGAAGCAGGAGGAGGAGGAGGCUCAGGCGAAGGCCGAGGCAUGUCUCAACGAGUGGGAAGUCACAUCGGCUCCCGCCGUGGGCGGCAUGAACCCUGUGUUGGCCGGCGAGGGUGGUGCUCUCGACUGGUCUACGGAGCCUACAGGUGCCGGUUCCACCGACUGGGCAGCAAACCCUCCCACUGCUACCAGAGAUUGGGGAGCGGACGCUGCCGCUCCGUUGGGCUGAGAUGAAGUGGACUAUAUAUGUCUCGUGUUAUCCGAUGUCGGGCUGUCAUGAUAUUCAUUUCUCUUAUCGCUUCGCAAUGCGUCUGGCUUCCACAGAAUAGUGCAGUGUAUGCGCAUUGUGCACCAUGAAACAUCAUGUAUUCAUUUCCCUACACGGAAACAAGAUCCUCACGACGUCUGCUCUACUCAUGUCAUGAAAACUUUAUGAAAGCCCAUGCACAAUGCAAACCCAGAUCUCUUUCGAAUAUGCAAGUAAGACAUAAAUCUCAAUGACCAUGUUUCCAUUU
This is a messenger RNA of Laetiporus sulphureus 93-53, 1238 nucleotides long. Its product is annotated as ribosomal protein S2. The record is from RefSeq and is a predicted model, not a curated record. Gene Ontology annotation, molecular function: structural constituent of ribosome. The coding region runs from base 173 to 952 and encodes 259 amino acids. NCBI's taxonomy places the organism in Eukaryota, Fungi, Basidiomycota, Agaricomycetes, Polyporales, Laetiporaceae. Gene Ontology annotation, biological process: ribosomal small subunit assembly; cytoplasmic translation. The transcript is spliced from 6 exons. Gene Ontology annotation, cellular component: ribosome; 90S preribosome; cytosolic small ribosomal subunit.